This is a messenger RNA of Anopheles merus, 1749 nucleotides long. Its product is annotated as WD repeat domain phosphoinositide-interacting protein 3. Bases 344 to 1393 code for a protein of 349 amino acids. The record is from RefSeq and is a predicted model, not a curated record. The transcript has 3 exons. Gene Ontology annotation, biological process: nucleophagy; protein lipidation; protein localization to phagophore assembly site. Gene Ontology annotation, molecular function: phosphatidylinositol-3-phosphate binding; phosphatidylinositol-3,5-bisphosphate binding; protein binding. Gene Ontology annotation, cellular component: extrinsic component of membrane; cytosol; phagophore assembly site membrane. Lineage: Eukaryota; Metazoa; Arthropoda; Insecta; Diptera; Culicidae.
AAGCGUUUCGGCUAGCUUGCAGCCAGGAAUAACAACGGGCCGACUUUUUUUUGUGUGUGCAAGCAAAGGAAGAUUAGCAAAGAAAGGGGGUGGAAAUUGAUUGUUUGCGUUGGCAGGUUGCGGGCGGAUAGUGAAAGAUAAAUAGAAACGCAGCAAGCGCACGAAGGGCUGAAAAUUUACGCAUCAAGCGACAAACACCGGAGGGCCACGGUUGUACCCCGCGUAUCACAAACAUCCCUCGGGAGCGAGUAAUGACGUAAAUAAUGCGCCGAUAGAGUGUUUGGGACUGGGAAACGAUCAAUCGCGGUCAGCAUAAGUGCAUCCAAGUAGUGCAAAUUGCAAGAUGAAUCUGGCCGAAUGCAAUCCGUACGGCAAUGGUUUGCUGUACGCAGGGUUCAACCAGGAUCAGGGUUGUUUCGCCUGCGCCACCGACAGUGGCUUUCGCGUGUACAACAGUGAUCCGCUGAAGGAGAAGGAGCGUCAAAUUUUCACCGAUGGUGGGGUCGCCCACGUCGAGAUGCUGUUCCGCUGCAACUAUCUCGCCCUCGUCGGGGGUGGCUUGCGGCCACUCUAUCCGCCGAACAAAGUGCUCGUCUGGGACGAUCUGAAGAAGGCGCCCGCAAUCUCGCUCGACUUUAACGCCCCCGUGAAGGGGGUGCGGCUGCGGCGGGACCGAAUUGUGGUGGUGCUGGAAGGCAUCAUCAAGGUGUACGCCUUCACGCAAACGCCGACCCAGCUGCACGUGUUCGAAACGUCCAAAAACCCACAGGGCCUGUGUGUGCUCUGCCCAAACAGCACCAAAUCGCUGCUCGCCUUUCCGGGGCGUCGUACCGGGCACGUGCAGAUCGUCGAUCUGGCCAACACGGAGAAAGCGCCGCACGAGAUUAUUGCGCACGAGACGGCCAUCAGCUGCAUUGCGCUGAACCUGCAGGGCACCCGGUUGGCGACGGCCAGCGAUCGGGGCACGCUGAUACGCAUCUUCGACACCGGGAGCGGUGCGAAGGUGGCCGAGCUGCGACGCGGCUCGAAUCAGGCCAAAAUUUAUUGCAUCAACUUCAAUCAUCAGUCGACGUCGGUGGUGGUGUCGUCGGAUCACGGAACAAUCCACGUGUUUAAUCUGGAAGAGCCGAACAGGGGCCGGGAUGGCGGCUCGUCCGGUGGUGGUGGCGGUGGCUCGAGCUUGCUGACGCGCUACUUCACCAGCCAGUGGUCGUUCUGCAAAUUUUCCAUCCCCCAAGGACCACCUUGCAUAUGCGCGUUUGGAUCUGAGAACAAUUCGGUGAUUGUGAUAUGUGCGGACGGGCAUUACUACAAGUUUGUGUACAACAGCAAGGGCGAAUGCUCGCGGGAAGUUUGUACCCAGUUUCUCGAAAUGUCCGACGACCAGACGUAAAGCCGUGCGGCGAGCUGAAUCGACGGAUCGACUGGCUACCAGGGAGUUUGAAAAACAUUGGGUAGAUCGAGAGACUGUAGCUGGAGCGCUACGAACGUGGAAGGGAAGGCCACGACGGUUAUAUAUUUACGUACGGAUAUGAUUCUCUGGGGCAUUUGGGGGGGGCGACACAAAGGAACAGUCAACAGAAACUAACAAUCGGCUUGAAGCGUAGGGUAUUUGAGGACGAGCGCAGCGGUAGGGGAGAGCAUAUUGCCUACAGAACUAUUUAAUAGCGACGAACAAGAUGUACCACGCGGAGGAAAAGCUAUGCUAAGUUAAUUAAAAUACAUUUACACAUGUUUUCAUUCAUCCGA